AUGACAACGGGCGCACGCGCAGUCCAUCCUUCUCCUUUCACUGCCUGCUUGCGAGACAAGGUGCUUGCUGGAGGAUGGUUGGACAUCAUUGGGGAAUGCGCCGCUAUCCUCCUGUUUGGUUCAUGCGCAACACCUCCCACUCACAACACGCCCACACACAACACGCCCACACACACGUCGAAUCCCCCUCCUUGCGAGUCAGCCUCGCGCAGAAUCUGA
Colletotrichum destructivum is the source of this 219-nucleotide messenger RNA. RefSeq lists its product as uncharacterized. The record is from RefSeq and is a predicted model, not a curated record. The transcript has a single exon. Lineage: Eukaryota; Fungi; Ascomycota; Sordariomycetes; Glomerellales; Glomerellaceae. Bases 1 to 219 code for a protein of 72 amino acids.